Mucor mucedo is the source of this 297-nucleotide messenger RNA. RefSeq lists its product as uncharacterized. The record is from RefSeq and is a predicted model, not a curated record. The annotation marks the transcript as partial. Lineage: Eukaryota; Fungi; Mucoromycota; Mucoromycetes; Mucorales; Mucoraceae. Gene Ontology annotation, molecular function: protein binding. The transcript has 2 exons.
GGAUUUUGUUUUGAAGCCAAAUGGUCAUUUGGAGAUCAACCAAACAAUACAAUUGAAUGUAUUGAUGUUUUACCUGACAUUCAUAUUUUAGUCGUAGCUCAAAGAGGCUCCAAAUGCAUGUUUUAUGAUAUCCACAAAGGGUCCAAACACGAGCCUAUUCAAGUAUUAAAGGGCGGCAGUCACCCAUGGUUCGUACCCGACUCUAUCUCGGUCAACCAAGACUAUUUUGCCGUCUCGGGUAGAAAACCAUCGGCGGUAUUUAUUUGGAACUGGCGAAAAGGGGUCAGAUUAUCCAAU